Messenger RNA from Pristis pectinata (smalltooth sawfish), 1632 nucleotides. It is a transcript of the gene hspb7, whose product is annotated as heat shock protein family, member 7 (cardiovascular). The record is from RefSeq and is a predicted model, not a curated record. The transcript has 3 exons. Lineage: Eukaryota; Metazoa; Chordata; Chondrichthyes; Rhinopristiformes; Pristidae. Gene Ontology annotation, biological process: heart development. The coding region runs from base 124 to 642 and encodes 172 amino acids. Gene Ontology annotation, cellular component: nucleus; cytoplasm.
UACAACUGAAGCACAAAAGACAUUCAGACUUCAGAAGCUUAUCCAGCAUUACCAGAUCAUUGAGGGUUGCUAGAAAGGAACUGAUUAAUUUAAUAUUCGUGAUUAAAAGUUUAUCUGCCUUCCAUGAGUGUAAGGUCUUCCACUGCUUUCAGAUCUGAGCAUUGCUUUCAUCAGAACACCACUUCCUCCUCCUCUGCCUCGGCUCCAAGCUUGGAUCAGUGCAUGGAUAAAACAAGGGGUCUCUUUGGGGACGAGUUUGAGAAGUCCUCAAUCCUCCAUGGAAGCUUCUUGAGGCCACGAAAUGAGCAAAUGGGAUAUUCAGGCCGCCCAGGAAACAUGGGCAAUGUAAAGACCCUGGGAGACAACUACCAAUUCACAGUGGAUGUGAGCGAUUUCUCACCUGAAGACAUUAUUGUUACCACCUCCAACAAUCAGAUUGAAGUCCAUGCUGAGAAGCUUGCUGCAGAUGGAACUGUAAUGAAUACAUUCACUCACAAAUGUCAGCUACCAGAUGAUGUGGACCCCACCUCUGUGACGUCCGCCUUGGGUGAUGAUGGGACGCUGACGAUUAAAGCAAAGAGGCAUCCAGCCAAGCACACCGAGCAUGUGCAACAGACUUUCAGAACUGAGAUUAAGAUCUGAGAAAAGAGUGCUGAACGCUGCUUUAUUGUAAUGCAGAGUGGUGUUUGAUAAUGCUGGUAGUAGUGUAUCAGUAAUACAGAAUGCAGCGUGUGCUGGUGUUUAUCACUGCUUCCUGCCAAUAUAUUAUUGUAAGAUAUCAUCUCAACUCUUUUAAUCAUGGAAACGUUGAGCAAAGCCUGUGAAAUGGGAUAAUUGACACUUCUGCCAAAUUAUUUAGUAAUUCCAUUUAUAUUAUGCUUCCAUUGCUCAUCUAUGAUUUGCAAUUUAGUGACAGAUGCAUUUGAAUGCUUUCUUAUUCCACACAACAGAUAGGUUCAUUACAUGCAGUGAUAAUGGAGAUAAUGAAUGUUCUGUGUGUGUGAAUGGACUUUUACUGUAAGAUAUAAAGAUCAGUAACAUAGAUAGCAACUCUUUUCAGGUCUGUUCGUAGGUCUAGAUUUCCUGUUUAUGUGAUCUUGUAUAUAGAUUUGCAAUAAUUACUUCAUUAUUUAACAAGAAUUUAAUUUCUGUGACUUAGACAAGCGUAAAAGAGAGUGUACAUUGCUAAUGGUACUCCAAAGGAAUUGUUCUGAAAUAUAAGGAUAUAUGGCUCUUCAGGAAUGUGAAAAGGUUAUUACAUCCAAUAAUGUCCUUUUACUAUAGACUAAAAUAAAAAAUUCUAUAUAAUGCCCAAAAGGUAUUGUUCAACUCUCCCCUUAAGUAGUCUUAGCACAUGAGCACAGUACUCCAGUUCCUCUAACAUUAAAAAUGCUUAGAAAUCUUUAAAAAUUAGAUCAAAUAUGGUGCUAACUCUGUGAAAUGAUAACUACAGCCCCCUACGAUGGUGUUGGUGGUGAAGAUGGCUUGGUGGAGAUUAAAAUGAGCUCAUGACAACCAAACUGGUGCCAUCCCUUUAAACAUUGAUUUCAUUAUGCCCAGAAAAUCCAUAAAGAUCACGGAUCAUAAGAGCAAUUCUAUACUUGUAAAGACAUUUAUAUUAGAACCAGUUUC